Messenger RNA from Mesorhabditis spiculigera, 1809 nucleotides. Lineage: Eukaryota; Metazoa; Nematoda; Chromadorea; Rhabditida; Rhabditidae. The record is from the annotation of a GenBank genome assembly.
AUGGCAUUAAUGAACGCUAUAAUAGUCAUACUUGAUGGCUGGCUGCUGUGCGACUACCGUACGACCGGCUUCCUCAACAUCAAUGCUGCUGCCGUGGAAGCCCUCGAGCUUUUUGAGAUGUCGAAUAAUCUCACCGCCAGCGCCACCCUGUUCUCCGUGAUGAACAAGUGCAAGACGCUGCCCGGCCAGAAGAUGCUCAGAGACUGGAUUGCUCGCCCGCUGUCUGAUUUGAGACAGAUUGAGGAGCGGCAGGAUGUCGUCUCGGCCCUCGUUGAAGCUGACGAUGUACGCCAAUCGAUCCAGGCUCUCCUCGGAAAAUUGCCGGAUUUGGGGCAGCUCGCCAACAAAUUGCUACAAUACCGCGCGAAGCUACAGGACUGUUUCCGUGUCUAUCAAUCCGUACGCGUGCUGCGACAACUCGAACACGACCUCCACGCCCUCGUCCAGUCCAGCAAAGCCUAUUCAUCACAAGUCAAGGAGCUGCUUUUGGAACCGAUUUCCCAUGCCGUCUACCAAUUCGACAAAUUUAUCGAACUAAUCCGGAGUACCGUGGACGUGGAGUAUUUCGAGAAAACAGGUGCCUUCCGGAUCAAGCCGGAAAUCGACCCCGAGCUGCUCAAGUUGUCUCAGGAAAUGGAGGCCCUGGACAAAAAGUGCACGAAGGCUGCCAGUAAGGCAGGAGACCGUCUUGGAGUCGAGCUCAAGUUGGACCGAAAUUCGCAGUACGGAUACUUCUACCGUGUCACUCUAAAAGAAGAGAAAAGCAUUCGAAAUACACGAGGUCUUCUGAUUCUGGACACGAGCAAGGGUAACGGCGUUCGUUUCAGAGAUGACAAUCUGGACGCGCUGAAUGCGGAAUACCUGGACGCGGAGAAGUUAUACGCCAGCGCUCAAGAGGAUCUCGAGUCCCAGGUGGUGCAGACGUGUUGUGGAUAUGCGAGUGCUUUAUCCACCCUAUCCUCCUCGUUGGCCAUUGUUGACGUGAUCGCUUCUCUGGCGACACUGGCUGCCGAGUCCAGUCGCACCUACACGAAGCCGAAGCUGUUGCCAAUGGGAACCGGUAUUUUCGAGGUGAAGCAGUGCCGUCAUCCAGUGCUAGAAGUAGUCAAGGACUCUGCCUUCAUCCCCAAUGACGUCAAGCUUGACGAGAAGGACCGGAUGGUGAUCCUCACCGGCGCAAAUAUGGGUGGCAAGAGCACGUAUCUACGAUCAACGGCGCUCUGUGCCCUCAUGGCCCAAAUGGGCUCAUGGGUGGCGGCCACCGAUGCCAAGCUGUCCAUCGUUGACGCCAUUUUCACGCGGAUUGGAGCAUCGGAUCAGCAAUGUCGCGGCAUCUCGACUUUUAUGGCCGAAAUGGUCGACUCUGCCACGAUUCUGCAAACGGCUACUUCGGAUUCGCUUGUCAUUGUCGACGAGCUUGGACGUGGUACCUCGACUUUCGACGGCUUUGGCCUGGCUUGGGCAAUCGCCUGCGAUCUGCUGGAGCGUGUGCGGUGCCUCUGUCUCUUCGCCACCCACUUCCACGAGAUGGCUGCGAUUUGUGAUCAAGAGGGCGCGAGAGCUAUGCAGAUGGCCGUCCAAGCUGAACGUAACCAAAUCGUGCUCCUCUACGAGGUGCGCCCCGGAGUUGCCGAGCGCAGCUUUGGCCUACACGUUGCACGUAUGGUUGGAUUCCCAGAAGAUGUGCUAAAGGAUGCUUCUAACGUACUCGAACGAAUCGAGCAAACCCAAACCAUCCCGGACAGUCUACGCAUCAAGCUCAAGUCGGCCAAGGAUCUCGAAGAAAUCAGAGCUAUUCUGUUGAAUGCG